This is a messenger RNA of Gastrolobium bilobum, 3266 nucleotides long. RefSeq lists its product as uncharacterized. The coding region runs from base 446 to 2959 and encodes 837 amino acids. Lineage: Eukaryota; Viridiplantae; Streptophyta; Magnoliopsida; Fabales; Fabaceae. The record is from RefSeq and is a predicted model, not a curated record. The transcript is spliced from 5 exons. Gene Ontology annotation, molecular function: nucleic acid binding.
AAGAAAACGAAUAAGAAAAAGAGAGAGAAAGAAGCCCUAGAAGGCUUGAAAAAGAAUUAGCGAAGCAGUUUCUCACUUCCCAAAAAUCUCACCCUUCAAAUUUUUUUUUUUUUUUUUAGGAUAAAACAUUUGCUGAUAUUGAAUUUUAAUUUAGCGUAUUUGGUUUUGUAUUUUUUGAUUUUGGUUUAGACAUUAUAUAUGUUUCGGUGUUUUCAGGAAAAGGAAAGGAGUACAAAGAGUAAAUUGAAGAGAGUGCAUUCGUUGUUGUUAUGUUCGGGACUUUAAUCUUCGAUGCCUCUCUGUUUCUUCUUCUCUAGUGUGCUCGCUUUUCUCUUCUCAAAUUAGGGUUUCCAUAAGCAAUAGCGUCGAGCCUCUUUCUCGAUUUCCCCCAAAUUAUCAUCAUUCUGAGUUAAGGAAGGUGAUUGGUGAUUUGUAUUUGGAUAUAAUGUCAUCAAGAUAUCCAAUUCUUGACAAUCGGCCCAUUCAUCAGUGGAAGGUUACUGAGCUCAAAGAGGAGCUGAAGAGAAGGAAGUUAACUACGAAAGGUUUGAAGGAUGAUUUAGUCAAGCGUUUGGAUGAAGCCCUUCGUGUUGAAAGGGAGGCUGCUGAGGCUUCUCAGAAGGAUGAGGCCAAUGGAUUCGAUGGUCAUGUAGCUGAGGUAAAGGAUUCGCAGGAAGUUGCUGUGGAUGCUGAAGAAGUUAAUAUAAUUGAAAGUGAAAGUGUCAAAACAAUUGAAACUGCUGAAAAAGGGAACAGCGAUGUAGUUGAACCGAUUGAAACGGAAAACACAGAAAAGAUUCCGGAGGUUGUGGAUAAUGACAGCAAUAAGAAUGACAAGCAGGAUGAUGCUACCAAAACAUUUGAAACUGCUGAAAAAGGGAACAGUGAUGUAGUUGAACCGAUUGAAAUGGAAAACACAGAAAAGAUUCCGGAGGUUGUGGAUAAUGACAGCAAUAAGAAUGACAAGCAGGAUGAUGCUACCAAAACAUUUGAAACUGCUGAAAAAGGGAACAGCGAUGUAGUUCAACCGAUUGAAACGGAAAGCUCAGAAAAGAUUCUGGAGGUUGUGGAUAAUGACAGCAAUAAGAAUGACAAGCAGGAUGAUGCUACCAAAACAUUUGAAACUGCUGAAAAGGGGAAUAGGGAUGUAGUUGAACCAACUGAAAUGGAAAACCCGGAAAAGAUUCCGGAGGUUGUGGAUAGUGACAGCAAUAAGAAUGACAAGCAGGAUGAUGUUACCAUCCCAGUUGACAUCAAUAAUAGUGUGUCAGCCAUGGAUGAAGAGUUUGAGCAUACGGGCUUGCCAGCUGGUGUAGAUUCAUCUAAUGUGGGUGAAGAGCUAACUACUCAUGCUUCUGCUGUGGAGACCACCAUUACAGUCACUGAGAGUGUGUUAACAGAAGCAGUAGACAGUGGUCAGUAUUCUUAUAGUGCAGAAAAGAAUAAUGAUGAUUCAACAACCAAGCUGGAGAAUGAGGAGUUAAAGGUGCAGCUGGAUAAUGAGGACUCGAAGCCCCAAAUGGAGUGUGACACAAAGCCCCUGUCCGAGGAUCUCGUGCCCAACUCUUCUGUUCCAGAAAACCAGGUAUCUGAGGUCAACCCUAGUUUAGGGUCUCAAGUAAAAUCUGAUUCUAUUUCUACUGAUUCUGUGUCAAUUAAUCAAAAGAAUGAACUAAAGGAUACUAUAAUUACUGAUAAUGUCAAAUUAGAACAAGAUAUUGUUAGGCCGGAGAUGGUGGAAGAACCAUCAUCCAGAAAUGAUGUACCCGUUUAUGAUGAAUCACAUUCAAUGGAUGGUGGAGGACUGCAUGAGAAAAAGGCAUCUGUUGAAGAAAAUAACAAUAAUAUUACAAGUCCAGACUUGAACAAAACCAAUAGCAGUGAUGAUGUGGGGUAUCCAGAAAAGUUGAACUUGGACCGAAGUUCUGGUGAUGAUUCCAUGGAAGAGGAUUUGCCUGAGACUAAGCAAUUUGAUUCUAAGUUUAAUGUUGAUGAACUUAGAGACAAAGUGGAGAGUAUUGAAGUGCCGAUUGUGAAAGAGGAAAACAUUACUAUAGUUGUGGGAGAUGGUCUAUCUGCAGGAAAAGGUGAUACCCACCAAGAUAUUGACAUUAGUCCUGUUGCUUUGGCUGAGAAACGAAAAUUUCAUGAACAAGCAUCAGUUGGGAACAGUGAGCCUACAAAAAGGCAACGCAGGUGGAACACUGAAACAGUUAAAGGACCAGAUCCGCAGAGCACCACUCCCAGACCUGCUACCACACCCAAGGAUGAGCCAGUUGCUCUGAAACGCAACUUCGCCAGGUCUGAUUCCUCUGCCACUGAUGAUGCACCUAAAGAACGCAGUGUUCCACCAUCACAAAGGUCCCCAACUAAUUCCCUCAGGAUUGACCGUUUCCUCCGGCCAUUUACCCUGAAGGCAGUUCAAGAACUUCUUGGUAAGAAUGGGAAUGUUAGCAGUUUCUGGAUGGACCAAAUAAAGACCCAUUGCUAUGUCACUUACUCGUCCAUUGAAGAAGCCAUUGAGACACGAAAUGCUGUGUAUAAUUUGCAAUGGCCUCCAAAUGGUGGUCGCCUCUUAGUUGCUGAGUAUGUUGAUCCUGAAGAAGUGAAAAUGAAGUUAGAAGCUCCUCCUACUCAGGUUGCCUCUGUCAACAUUGUUCCAACAGUUCCUCCAGCACCACCUUCCUCAAAGCCAGAACCGUCCCCCCGUCAGCACAGGGAGCAACAUACAGUUCCAGUUACUCUCCCGCCUCCACCACCAUUGUCAAAGCCCCCACCAGUGGCAAGAGAACGGCUUCCAUCCCCACCACCCCUUCCUGAGAAAGUUGACCCACCCAUUGUCACUCUCGAUGAUCUCUUCCGCAAAACCACAGCAACUCCUCGGAUCUACUAUUUACCUUUGUCUGAAGAGCAAGUUGCCGCAAAACUUGCAGCACAGGGUAAAAGCACGAGGCAGUAGGCUAUUAGCCUACAAUUCAUCCUUGGCAGCUUUAACGGUUUUUUUUUUUUUUUUGGCUACCGUGUUAGUUAGUGGUAUGGAAGUAUUGUGAAUGCAUUUUGCGAUGUCUGCUGGGGUUCGCCUCAGGAAGAAUUUGUCAUUGCCAAUGCAUCUUGAGACUUUAUUUGUUUAGUUUUAGAACGUCAUAAACUAAGAUCUACUUGGGUGGAUAGAUUUUCACCGCUGUUUGAAUUAAUUUAAAGUGAACCAUUGUCAAAACAUCUUGAACUUCGACGAAAGAAAUUGACGUUAGAUAAUGUUUUUCUCC